Messenger RNA from Penicillium brevicompactum, 1452 nucleotides. RefSeq names its product WD40 repeat domain-containing protein. The record is from RefSeq and is a predicted model, not a curated record. Bases 1 to 1452 code for a protein of 483 amino acids. Gene Ontology annotation, molecular function: protein binding. Gene Ontology annotation, biological process: microtubule anchoring at mitotic spindle pole body; mitotic sister chromatid segregation; protein localization to mitotic spindle pole body. The transcript has 3 exons. Lineage: Eukaryota; Fungi; Ascomycota; Eurotiomycetes; Eurotiales; Aspergillaceae. Gene Ontology annotation, cellular component: MWP complex; mitotic spindle; microtubule organizing center.
AUGGACGCGUCAACAGGACCAGGAGCCCCUUUGAACCUUCACCUGUCUGAAGAUGGCCUCUAUGCUUCUCACGUCAGUGGGAAAGGUCUUAUUGUCCACUCAAAUGUAGCCUCUGAUGGCAAAGAGGUGCAGAUCGCAAGACUCAAAGAAAAUGGACUGAAAUUCUUCAAAUUCUUCAACUUCGGAACUACCCACAGCUUAUUACAUGACGAAAUCACAUCCCGAAGGCGACUUCUCACGGCCAAUGAGAACCGCAUUUCGGUUUGGCAAGUCAAUCCACUGGAGAUAUUUGCUGAGAUCGAGAGUCUCGAACCAGGGACACUGGCUGUCGAUUUCGGCUCCGACGAAAAUGAGAUCCUAGUGUUUCACUCAUGGACCACAAAAUUGAGCAUCCACUCAUUGGACACUGGCCGUAGCUCGGUGAUCAAAACACCCAAGUUUUCCCACUCCCUUGGGUUCGGCUAUCGUCCCCAAACCAGGCAUUUAGCCAUACUAUUGAAGCCAGAAACUUCUGAUAUUCUCACUGUUCACGAGCCAAAAUCUUACCAGCUUGUCAACAAAACUGUCUUGUCAACUGUCGAUGCACAGGGCUUGAAAUGGAGCCCAGAUGGUAAAUGGAUUGCUGUGUGGGACAUCGCGAGUGCAGGAACAAAAGUCUUGGUCUUCACUGCUGAUGGGCAGCUGUUCAGAACUUACACUGGAUCAACUGGCGUUGAUGAUGCUUUCGAUCUGGGUGUGAAACAGAUUGAAUGGAGCCCAGUCUCUGGGCCGGGAAUCUGUGAAACAUUGGCCGUUGGCAAGAUCAAUGGAAACGUCGACCUACUACGAACUCGGACAUUCUCCUCCACAACAACCCUCUCACAUGUAUUUCAAUCCGACCAGCAUGAUUGCAAGAUUUGGCGUGAACGAUCCAUUACUGCAGCAGGAGAUGCUGAAUACGCGGAAACCUCCUUUUCAUCUGCUUUGAACAUGAGUCCUGAAACGGCAGGGCCCCCUCGCGGUGUACUGACCAUCGCUUUCAGCCCAGAUGGCGGUCUACUUGCAACCGUUGACACAUCACGGCAGAAUGUUGUAUGGAUCUGGUCGCUUGAGUCUCCUCCAAGACUUGCUUCGGCUUUGGUUCACGAGCAGCCUGUUCGACAAAUCGCUUGGCAUGCCUCGACACCACAGCUACUAAUCAACACCAUUACCAAUGGAGUUCCCACCAUUCGGUGGUGGUCACCUCAGGACCAUCCUGUCAUUGCGCAGGUCCCAGUUCAAAGAAACGAGAACGGGAAAUAUGACGUGAAGUGGGCUACAGACCAAAACGUUGACUCUGUCUUCUGGUUUGGGUCAACAGAACAACAUGUCAUUGGAUACCUGUCUGCCCAAAAUGGUGGCGUUGAAUUUGAGCUACUGAAUUCGGUGAGCAGCAAGACUGGAGGAGCCCAUGGUGGAAGCCUUGGUCGAUAA